AAGAACUGAUCCCGUUAUUCCCGCGUACGAAAAUGACAUACAAGAUCGAAGAGGAUGUCGGAAACACGGAGAAACAAACGGACCUCACAGAUAUCGUGGAGACGAAGCUGCAGACGCUUCUCAAAGAUGGAGGAAGUACAUUCAUGGACUUCGAGUGGCUGCAGCCAGAAUUACCAUCUUUCUUCGACGAAAAAAAAUUCCUCCUCGGUCAGCAGAUGUUUUAUAACAACGCUUUUACCAUGAUGAUUGCCAAAUUGUGCGGGUUGUUGUCUUUAUUUGCUGUACCAUCGAUCAACAACGUUUUAAUGUUCACCAGACAGAGUAGUACACCAUGCUUCGCGUUCCGCAGAUACGUAUCCACUAUUCUACACAAUUGGACCUGGUACAGAAAAAGAGCCGAUAUAGACAAAGAAUUCCUCGAGUCGCUGAAAAUCGUGAGGAGAAAACACUGCGUAGCGUUUCGAAGAAGCUGGAAAGCUGGCCUGUCCCGAAUCUCGCAACUGGAUAUGGCAUUGACUCAAUUUGGAUUCGUGGGUUUCACCCUCCUGUGCGGAGACUAUCUUGGGGUGAAUAACAGUUUCGAAGAACUCGAAGGACUGAUUCACCUCUGGCGAGUCAUUGGCAGCAUGCUGGGCAUGGAAGACAAGUACAACAUAUGCAGCGGAAGUGUCGAAGAGACACGUGCUCUUUGCAGACGACUUCUAGACGAAGUUUUCCUGCCCGCGCUCGCCAGUGGUAGCAAAGAUUUCGACGAAAUGAGUCACAUGUUAAUAGAAUCCCUCUGGCCUGUGAACCCUUAUAUAGAACCGGACGCUUUUAUACAAUUCACCUUCAUUUUGGCAUCGUCUGCCGCCACGAAUAACAAUCAUUCGCUAAAAAUAGAUCCAUCAAAGAUGUCACGAUACGGUAGAUUCAUGAUGAAACUUCAGUUGAUAACGCACAAAUACUUGUUGCAACCUACAUAUUGGUGGGCAAGAUUCUUCAGAGCGUAUUUCAAUGGACAAAUGCGGUUAACGUUCUAUUUAAUCGAAAAUUUGCCAUUCUUGGCGUUUUGGAGAUAUGGUAUAAAACAAUCUUACGUCGAUAUAUAUAAAUAUCACGUGAUCGAAAAUUAA
This is a messenger RNA of Eufriesea mexicana, 1115 nucleotides long. RefSeq lists its product as uncharacterized. Lineage: Eukaryota; Metazoa; Arthropoda; Insecta; Hymenoptera; Apidae. The record is from RefSeq and is a predicted model, not a curated record. The transcript is spliced from 5 exons. Bases 33 to 1115 code for a protein of 360 amino acids.